AUGGCGCUGAGCAAACGCUUCGAAAUGACGGAUCUCGGUGAGCUCGAUUACUUUCUCGGCAUGGAGAUCAAGAACGACCGUAAGACGGGAAUGGUGACUGUACAACAAACCAAGUUUCUCAAGUCCGUGUUAACCAAGUUCGGAAUGGAUAACAGCAAGCCAGUGAAGACGCCUCAAGAUCCCGGCCUGAAGCUAACCAAGAACAUGUGUGAACAAGAAUGCAAGCACGAAGACACCAUGUGCAACGUGCCAUAUCGAAGUGCUGUCGGAGGCAUCAUGUAUCUCAUGGUCGCCACACGUCCGGAUCUAGCUGCUGCAGUGGGAUCAUUAUCCCAGUUCUCGUCCGACCCAUGCCCGACUCACUGGCAAGCUUUGAAGCGUGUGCUGAGAUACCUGCAAGCAACGCCCAAUCAUGGUCUUGAGUUUACACGUGAAGAAGGAAGCCGUAUCUGCGGGUACACCGACGCAGACUGGGCCGGCGACAUUGAGUCAAGACGAAGUACAAGCGGCUAUGUGUUCAUGAUGAGCGGAGGAUGCAUCAGCUGGAAAAGACAGAAACAACGGACGGUCGCGUUAUCUUCAACAAAAGCAGAAUACAUGGCGCUUUCCGAAGCAACCAAAGAAGCAGUAUGGCUCAAAGUGCUUUUGGGGGAACUUGGUGAGAUGACAAGCGACGAAGCGAUCAAGAUGUAUGAAGACAACCAAGGAUCAAUCGCUCUCGCCAAGAACCCGGAGUUCCAUAAGAGAACAAAACACAUCGACAUACGCUACCAUUUUGUGCGUGAGAAGGUGGAAUCAGGUGAAGUCGUUUUGGAGUAUUGCCCGACUCAAGAUAUGCUGGCAGACAUGAUGACCAAGCCGAUCGCCGCUGUACAAUUUGAAAACAUUCGCGAUCGACUUGGGAUCCAAGGUGCCGCAGCUAACGAGUCGAGAGGGAGUGUUGAAAAGACAGCGGCUGUGAAGAAGACACCUCGUCAAGCUGCGUCAAGUGUUGAAGCAAGUGGAAGACCAAGCUUCGCUAUACCGGUGGGUACCGGUAUGUACCAGUAA
Messenger RNA from Peronospora matthiolae, 1050 nucleotides. The record is from the annotation of a GenBank genome assembly. Lineage: Eukaryota; Oomycota; Peronosporomycetes; Peronosporales; Peronosporaceae.